AUGGGCGGGGGCAUGAUGGGGGGGAUGCGCGGCACUUCGGCCGACAGCAUGUUCGCGCCGUCCAACGACAACCUGACCGACGAAGAAGUCGUGGGACGCGUCUACGACAACCGCGUGGUUAAACGGUUCGCUACGUAUAUCGGCCCCUAUCGCAAGUACGCGCUGAUCGCGCUGGCCUCGCUGCUCACCUAUGCGGCGGUGAACGCGUCCAUUCCCUUGCUCAUCAAGUACGGCAUCGACUGGGCCGUCGCCGGCGGAAACGUCAAUCGGGUGCAUGUCAUUGGCGCGGCCUUCAUGGUCAUUACCGUGAUCCAUUUCCUGUCGAACCGGCUGCAGUUCAUCUUCAUCUCGCUUACUGGUCAGCACAUCCUGUACGACCUGCGGGCGGGAAUGUUCAGCCACCUGCAGAACCAGUCCAACUCGUUUUACCACCGGACACCGAUCGGGCGGAUCAUGUCCCGGAUGCAGUCCGACGUAUUGCAGUUGCAGGAAACCUUCGAGUUAAUGGCGCUGGCGUUGGCGGAACUCGUCACGGUCGGCGCGAUCAUCAUCCUGAUGCUGGUGAUCGACUGGCAACUGGCGUUGGCGUGCAUGCUGGUGGUACCCAUCCUGACCUUGAUCCUCAUGUACUGGCAACGGUUCGCCCGACAUUCUUUCAUGCGGAUACGGCGCGCCAUAGCCAUGGUCAACGGCGAGUACAACCAGAACAUUACCGGCGUUCGCGUGGUGCAGAGCCUCAACCGGCAGGACGAAAACUUAGCUCACUUCCGAACGUUGAACAACGAAUAUCUGGAUGCCAACCUGGAAGCCGCGCGCUACUCCGGAAUGUUGCAACCAAUGGUAGAGUUGCUUAUCGGACUGGGGAUCGGUGUAGGCGUGGUCCUGUUUGGUGGCUUCCUGCUACAGCGGGAUGCCCUGGAGGUGGGGACACUCGCGGCCUUUGCACUAUGGAUCCAACGGUUCUUCGAGCCCAUACGACAACUCACCAUGCAGUACAGCCAACUGCAGCGAGCGAUGGCGGCCGGCGUCCGCAUCUUUGAGGUGCUGGACCUGCAACCGGACGUCACGGACAAACCCGACGCCUCGAUCCUGCCGCAAGUUGACGGAGAGAUCCGAUAUAACGACGUCGUCUUCCACUACACGCCGGGUACCGACGUUCUCAAGAACGUCAACCUGCACAUCAAAGCCGGCGAGAACGUCGCUCUCGUAGGAUCGACCGGCGCGGGAAAGAGCACGCUGGUCAACCUCCUGCAUCGGUCGGCCGACGUGACCGGGGGAUCGAUAACCGUCGACGGGCACGACCUACGGGACGUGACCCGGCAAUCCCUGGUACACCAGAUGAGCAUGGUGCUACAGGAACCGUACCUUUUCUCCGGUACGGUGCGGGAGAACAUCUGCUACCAGAACGCGGGAAUUACCGACGAGGAGAUGAUCGCCGCAUCAACAGCAGUCGGCGCCCACGACUUCGUCAUGGAACUGGCGAACGGAUACGAUUCCGAGCUGGCCGAGCGUGGCGUCAAUCUGAGCAUCGGUCAACGACAGUUGAUCAGCUUUGCCCGGGCCAUCGUCGGCAAUCCCCGGAUACUGGUGCUGGACGAGGCCACGGCCAACAUCGACACCCACACCGAAUUGCUGAUCCAGCGGGCCUUGAACCGAAUCUUGAAGGACAGGACGUCGAUAGUGAUCGCACACCGCCUGUCGACCAUUCGCAACGCCGACAAGAUCGUGGUGUUGGACCAGGGACGCGUGGCCGAGGUAGGCUCCCACGACGAGUUGCUGGAAUCGGGUGGCGUGUACGCCCAGCUAUAUGCCAUCAACUACGGGCUGUCCGGGCCAAGCAUCGAUGUUGCGCCGGUCGGCGGGGAAGUCAUAGGCGCGGACGGACUGUCGCCGGCAGCUGCCGACUGA
This is a messenger RNA of Geodia barretti, 1908 nucleotides long. NCBI's taxonomy places the organism in Eukaryota, Metazoa, Porifera, Demospongiae, Tetractinellida, Geodiidae. The record is from the annotation of a GenBank genome assembly.